GCGAACUGCUCGAGUCAGGCUCCCGGUUGCCUUUAAGGGCGUUUUUGGGGGAGGCGAGGGGAGCGGAGCGGGGCCGGACUUGGAGCGCGCCGUGCAGCUGGGGAGAGGGAAGAGAAGAAAGAGGGAGAAGAAGCGAGAGAAGGGAGGGGAGUGGUGGAAAAAGUCGACCGGGACCCCAUUCCUCCCCAGAGCCGGGGCCAGCGCCCCCGGGGUCCCCAGCCCCCGGCCGCCCCGGGGGUGCGGAGGGGAGCGGGGAGCCGGCGGGACCUCCCUGCGCCCCUCCAUCGCCGGGGUCCCGCUUGUGGGGAGCGAAACCCUUCGGCUCUCCCCCUUCUUCCCUCCCCUCCCUCCUCCCUCCCUCCUUCCUUCCUUCCUUCUCCAGGCUUGGCCCGGGGAGGGAGGGGGGCUCUGCCUGCAGUCUGCCUUCACUCCUGCCCGCCCGGGCGACGCCGGGUUCCCGCCUGCCCCCCGCGGCCCCUCCGGCCGCCCCCCGCGCCCCCCGGGCCAGGUGAGGCUGCGGUGCCGUCCCUCUCGGAUGUAGGCAGGAGAGACCCCGGAUGGAUUUCGGGAGCGUCAUGAACCAGGCUGUGACCCCCUGCUCCCCCACUGUCAACUAUGAGCUGCCAUCCCCGGGGGAGAGCAUCACCAAGCAGGUAGACAGCCUGGAUGCUACAAAAUCCCCCAGGAGYGGGCAGUCACGCUGCAAAACAUCCAGGAGCAUGAGCCUGACUGCAGCCAUGGAGAGCAGCUGUGAGCUGGACCUGGUGUACAUCACGGAGCGGAUCAUCGCCGUCUCCUACCCCAGCGCRGCCGAGGAGCAGAGUUACAGCAGCAACCUCCGUGAAGUGGCCCACAUGCUCAAGUCCAAGCAUGGGAACAACUAUGUGCUUUUCAACCUCUCUGAGCGGAGACGUGAUGUCACCAAACUUCACCCCAAGGUGCUGGAUUUUGGGUGGCCCGACAUGCACACCCCUGCGCUGGAGAAGAUCUGCAGCAUUUGCAAAGCUAUGGAYACGUGGCUCAACGCGGCAACACACAACGUGGUGGUGCUGCACAACAAGGGGAACCGUGGCCGGCUGGGGGUGGUGGUGGCUGCCUACAUGCACUACAGCAACAUCUCAGCCAGUGCUGAGCAGGCUCUGGACAGGUUUGCCAUGAAGCGCUUCUACGAGGACAAGGURGUGCCGGUGGGACAGCCAUCCCAGAAGAGGUACAUCCAUUACUUCAGUGGGCUCCUCUCUGGCAGCAUCAAGAUGAACAACAAGCCCCUCUUCCUCCACCACGUCAUCAUGCACGGCAUCCCCAACUUUGAGUCCAAAGGCGGUUGUCGGCCCUUCCUGAAAAUCUACCAGGCCAUGCAGCCCGUCUACACCUCGGGGAUCUACAAUGUGCAAGGAGACAGCCAGACGGGCAUCUGCAUCACCAUUGAGCCUGGCCUGCUGCUCAAGGGCGAUAUCUUGCUGAAGUGCUACCACAAGAAGUUUCGCAGCCCUACCCGUGACGUGAUUUUCCGUGUGCAGUUCCACACGUGUGCUGUGCAUGACCUUGACGUCGUCUUUGGCAAGGAGGACCUGGAUGAGGCCUUCAGAGAUGACCGCUUCCCCGAGUAUGGGAAGGUGGAGUUUGUGUUCUCCUAUGGCCCUGAGAAGAUCCAAGGCAUGGAGCACCUGGAGAAUGGGCCCAGUGUUUCUGUGGACUACAACACAUCCGACCCACUCAUCCGRUGGGACUCCUACGAGAACUUCAACAUCCAGCGCGAGGACAGUGCAGAGGGGGCCUGGGCUGAGCCGCCCCUGCCCAGCAAGCACCUGGAGAAAGAGGUUGGGCACACGCAAGGGCCCCUGGAUGGGAGCCUCUACGCUAAAGUGAAGAAGAAAGACUCCCUCCACGGCAGCACCGGUGCCGUCAACGCUGCCCGACUCCCGCUCUCGGCAGCACCCAACCACGUCGAGCACACACUCUCAGUGAGCAGCGACUCGGGCAACUCCACCGCCUCCACCAAGACCGACCGGACCGAUGAGCCGGGGGUGACYGGGGCACCCAGUGGCCAGGCGGUGCUGAGCCCCGAGGAGAAGCAGGAGCUGGAUCGUCUCCUUGUKGGCUUUGGCUUGGAGAGCGCGCCGCCCAUGCACAACCACGUGCCCGGCCCCGUGCCGGCACGCCUGCCCGCCAUGCCGGGCCGCCACGUGGUGCCGGCUCAGGUGCACGUCAACGGGAACGCCGCGGCGCUGGUGGCCGAGCGGGAGACGGAUAUCUUGGAUGAUGAGCUGCCCAACCAGGACGGGCACAGCGUGGGCAGCCUGGGCACGCUCUCCUCCUUGGAUGGCACCACCACUGCCAGUGAGGCCGGCUACCAGGAGGCGCCCCGGGUGGGCAGCCUGUCCUCCCUGCCCAACGGCCCCUCGAGCUGCAAUGGGGCUGAGAAGCUGCUGAAGGAGGGGCUGUACGACAGUGAGCCGCUCUCCAAUGGUGGCUACCUCUACAACAACCAGAACACCCUGAUGGGUCACCACCUCCGUGACACKCUGCCUUCCUUGCGGCCCUCGGCAUCCACUCAGGAGCACCUGGGUGGCUACCCACAGCGCCUGCCGGGCUCCCACACCCCGGGGUGGCUCCAGCCUCAGCCGCUGCCCACCUCCCAGCCCUACCUGUAUGCCUACGACCACCCUGGAACCUACCGCUCCCGGUCCUUCCCGGCAGUGGACACUGCCAAGUACGACGUGAACCCGGCGUUGCCCCAGGCCCCGGCUCGCAGCACCAGCAGCCGGGAGGCUGUGCAGAGGGGCUUGAAUUCCUGGCAACAGCAAGGAGGAAGCCGGCCACCUUCCCGGCUGCAGGAGGGCGGCAUGGAGAGCCACAGCCCCAGCAUCUCCAGCUGCAGCCCCCAGCCCAGCCCACUGCAGACGGUGCCCCCGCACAGCCAUAGCAUGCCCGAAUUCCCGCGGGCGCCCUCUCGCCGGGAGAUUGAGCAGUCCAUCGAAGCGCUGGAUGUCCUCAUGCUGGACCUCGCACCCGCUGUCCAUAAGUCGCAGAGUGUGCCUUCCACCUCCCGWCAGGACAAGCCAGCUGGACCCCUGCCCUCCUCCCUUUCGACCCAGCCCAUUGCUGGUCUCUACGCCCGGCCAACUCCGCAGGUGGCCCAGCCGAGGUCCUUCGGCACAUCCGCGAGCCCCGUGGUCUCUGAGCCCGGGGGCAAAGCCUUUUCUCCCGGAGAGCUGGACUAUGGGGUGCAUGAGUAUCGGGAAACCUAUUCGCCCUACAGCUACCCGCUGGCACCGCUGUCAGAGCCCAGGAGCUACAGCCAUGCCCCAGCCGGAGCACAGAUGGGCACUGUCCCGCUCGGCACCUCGUGCUACAGCCCUGUGGGGUCUCAGCAGCAACUCACCUCCUCCCCACCUUCCCCCACCGUCCCAGCACAAACCCAGAUGCCCCACAAGGGACCGGAGAGCUAUGAAGACCUGUCGAGGUCGGCAGAAGAGCCCUUGAAUCUGGAGGGCCUGGUGGCCCACAGGGUGGCAGGGGUGCCAUCCCGGGAGAAGCCUGUGGAGGAGAGCGUUGUCCCCGCUCGCAAGCGGACCCCCAGCGACAGCCACUAUGAGAAGAGCUCGCCAGAGCCCGGCUCACCCCGCAGCCCCACCGUCCUCUCGCCUGAGGUGGUCAGCACCAUCGCAGCCAACCCUGGAGGGAGGCCCAAGGAGCCUCACCUCCACAGCUACAAGGAAGCCUUUGAGGAGAUGGAGGGURCCUCCCCCACCAGCCCACCCUCCAGCGGCGGUGAGAUUUCUCCCCCCACCCCAGCCUUCCCUGUGUCACCACAAACCCCUUACUCCAACACCUUGCGUUCUCCCCCCGGCCUGGCCAAGACCCCGCUCUCAGCGCUGGGGCUCAAACCCCACAACCCGGCUGAGAUCCUUCUGCAUCCAGUGGGAGAGCUAGAAGGGGAAGCAUGCGGUGACUCUGAAGAAGAGCCCAGGAGUUAUGUCGAGUCAGUGGCCCGCACAGCCACAACGGGCAGGGGAGGGACACUACCCGCUGUCCAGCCUGCUGUCCAGCCCGCUGUCCAACCUGCUGUCCAGCCUGCUGUCCAGCCCGGAGGCCCAGAGAUGCCCACCAGGAAUGGCACUUUCUCCAACUCCUUCAUGGCCCCCAGCCCCGUGUCCACCAGCAGCCCUAUUCACAGCAUGGACGGGGCUUCCCUCCGCAGCUACCCGUCAGAAGGCAGCCCCCACGGCACGGUUACGCCUCCCCACGCCUCAGCUGAGCCCGUGUACCGCUCGCCUGUUGGCUCACAGAUGCCCUCUGCUCACAGCAGCUACCAAAACUCGUCUCCAUCUUCCUUUGCCAUGGUCCAUGGAGGGGUCCCGGGCUCAGCACACAGCAGCCCUGACUACCCUGAUGGCCGAGCUGGCCUCCAGCUGGAACCCCAAGCUCGGCCACAGCCCCAGGUCAAUGUGGUGGGGGUCCACACCCUGCCAGGGAGCCCCCGCAGCCUGCACCGGACAGUGGCUACGAAUACACCGCCCAGCCCUGGCUUCGGGCGAAGAGCCAUCACCCCCAGCAUGAGUGGCGCUCCCGGCAGCCCCGGGCUGGGCAGACAUGCUGUGGUGGCCCACGGCAACCUGGUGGCCCCACCAGGGAGCCCCAGCCUGCCCAGGCACCAAGCAGCGGCAGCCAGCUCCCCUGGCAGCCCCCUGUAYGGCUACUCCAGCCCGGAGGAGAGGCACCUGACGCUGUCUCGGCAGAGCAGCUCCUCUGGCUACCAGCCUCCCUCCACACCGUCCUUCCCUGUGUCCCCAGCGUACUACCCUGGCACGAGCACRCCGCACUCCUCCUCCCCGGACUCGGCUGCCUACCGCCAGGGCAGCCCCACGUCGCAGCCCGCGCUGCCCGAGAAGCGGCGGAUGUCGGCCGGGGACCGCUCCAACAGCCUCCCCAACUAUGCCACUGUCAACGGCAAGGUGUCCUCGCCUCUCUCCAGCGGCAUGUCCAGCCCCAGCGGCRGCAGCGCCGUCGCCUUCUCCCACACUCUGCCAGACUUCUCCAAGUUCUCCAUGCCAGACAUCAGUCCCGAGACUCGUGCCAAUGUCAAGUUUGUGCAGGAUACUUCGAAGUACUGGUACAAACCAGACAUCUCCAGGGAGCAGGCCAUUGCCCUGCUGAAGGACAGGGAGCCGGGGGCUUUCAUCAUCCGAGACAGCCACUCCUUCCGGGGAGCCUACGGCCUUGCCAUGAAAGUUGCUUCUCCGCCUCCCACGGUCGUGCAGCAGAACAAGAAAGGAGACUUGACCAACGAACUGGUGAGGCACUUCCUCAUCGAGACCAGCUCACGGGGUGUGAAACUAAAAGGAUGUCCCAACGAGCCUAAUUUUGGCUGUCUCUCCGCGCUGGUGUACCAGCACUCCAUCACACCCUUGGCCCUGCCCUGCAAGCUGGUCAUUCCUGACCGAGAUCCCAUGGAGGAAAAGAAAGACUCUGCAUCAGCCACCAACUCAGCCACGGACCUCCUCAAACAGGGUGCAGCCUGCAACGUCCUCUUCAUCAAUUCCGUGGAGAUGGAGUCUCUGACGGGGCCCCAGGCCAUCUCGAAGGCUGUUGCUGAGACGCUGGUGGCUGACCCCGCGCCCACAGCUACCAUUGUUCACUUCAAAGUCUCUGCACAAGGCAUCACCUUAACGGACAACCAGAGGAAAUUGUUCUUCCGAAGACACUACCCCCUCAAUACUGUCACCUUCUGUGACUUGGACCCCCAGGAACGAAAGUGGACUAAAACUGAUGGCAGUGGACCAGCCAAGCUCUUCGGUUUUGUGGCCAGGAAGCAAGGGAGCACCACAGACAACGUCUGCCACCUCUUUGCUGAGCUGGACCCAGACCAGCCAGCUGCAGCCAUCGUCAACUUUGUCUCCAGGGUCAUGCUUGGCUCCGGCCAGAAGAGAUGAGCUGGCGCUUGCGGGUGAUUCUUGAAUUUUGGAGAAGGACUUGGAGCUGAUCCGAGAAGGAGUGUGAGGAAGUGAAUUAUGGGAGAGGGAAGUGAAUUGGGGGGGGAAAAGGGUUGGAAUUUUGGAGGAAAGCAGCAAACAACAAAAAACCCCAACGAAACCCCUAAAAACUCAACACAAGCCAAACACACACAUAGAGGARCCAAAACCACGCACCUACAAAAGAGAGCCACAAAGUCACGCCAGACAGGAUGCAUGUCCCAUCGCAGGGAAGGUGACCAAAGCAAAGGCGGCAGUGAGAGGUGUGUUCCCAGCCUUCAGCAUCAUGGCCUCGAGUGGUGACAUCCAUUUGGGACUGAAUGUGGGACCAUGACUGGUGUUCUCCAUCUGUUAAAAACAGAGCCAACUGGCAAAACCCAUGGAAGCAGCUCCAUCCCAGCAGCUCCAAAUGCUGUGUGUUUGAACUGACCAUAGGAGAUAACRACGUGGGCUGGGUCUGUGGGACACCAGAGGAGAUGCUCUCAGAAGCCUUCCCUUGUCCAGCUGCAGAGGAGGGUCCUCACCGGUCCCUGUGUUCCCCCCAAAACCUGCUCGCCACCUGGCAACUUGCUGGGGCGUUGGUCCUGAACCUUCCCAUCCCUGGGGAGCUCGGCCAUGGGCUGACCUUUGCUGACCCAGAGCCCAGCACCAGUCACAGGUGAGACGCUGUGAGUCCACCCAGAAAGGGGGAUCACGGUGUUUCUCCACCUCCCCAGGGGUUCUUGUGCCCCCCAGCCUGCGAGGAGGUGUGGGGGUUCCUGCUGCCCUGCGCCUGGGGAAGGUGUAUACUCCCAGGAACCCAGAGGAUGCCGAAAGUCAUCUCCUCUUCCAUCUUCCCCUUUUCCCUCCCGUCACUAGUCCUCUUUGGCAGUUUUCUCCUGCAGCCUGUCACAUUCUCUUAACACAAAAAAAGCAAAACAGAAAGGAAAGGAAUAAGUGUAAUAAUAAUAAUGAUUAUAAUAAUAGCGGAUGCUGGCACAGGUGGGUUCCCUGUGCAAAGCAGCAGCCCCGUGGCUACCCCUGUCUAGCUCUUCGGAGACACGUAAGCGGUUUUUAAAUUGCAUGGACAUUCAAGUUGCACGAAAGGCGAAUGACUACAAGUAACUCAGGCGCUUUUUUCUCCUUUUGUUUUGGAGGCCACGUUAAAAAAAUAAAAAGAAGGAAGAAAAUUAAAAAAAAAAAAAAGAAUAAAAGGAAGGGAC
Malurus melanocephalus (red-backed fairy wren) is the source of this 7177-nucleotide messenger RNA. RefSeq names its product tensin 1 (gene TNS1). The transcript is spliced from 31 exons. NCBI's taxonomy places the organism in Eukaryota, Metazoa, Chordata, Aves, Passeriformes, Maluridae. Gene Ontology annotation, molecular function: protein binding. The record is from RefSeq and is a predicted model, not a curated record. Gene Ontology annotation, biological process: fibroblast migration. Bases 558 to 5936 code for a protein of 1792 amino acids.